This is a messenger RNA of Plasmodium reichenowi, 2891 nucleotides long. RefSeq names its product vacuolar protein sorting-associated protein 53, putative. Lineage: Eukaryota; Apicomplexa; Aconoidasida; Haemosporida; Plasmodiidae. The transcript has a single exon. Gene Ontology annotation, cellular component: GARP complex. Gene Ontology annotation, biological process: retrograde transport, endosome to Golgi. The annotation marks the transcript as partial. The record is from RefSeq and is a predicted model, not a curated record.
AUGAUUCCUUUGGACAUUAAGGCAAAAACGAAAGACUCGGAGCCGGACCUAAACGAAGAAUCAAACGAACCAAACGAAGAACCAAACGAAGAAUCAAACGAAAAACCAAACGAAGAACCAAACGAAGAAUCAAACGAAAAACCAAACGAAGAACCAAACGAAAAACCAAACGAAAAACCAAACGAAGAACCAAACGAACCAAAUGAAAAACCAAAUGAAAAACCAAACGAAAAACCAAACGAAAAACCAAACACAGAACCAGUGCCCGACCUGGAUAGGGUCCCUUUUGUAGGUGAGGAAAAUAAAAUUUAUGUAAAUGAAGAAGAUGAAAAUUUUGUGAAUAAUUAUAUAAAUGAAAAUAUAUUAAAUUUAAAAAGUGUAGAUAAUUAUUUAGAAAAGAUAAAUAAUAAAAUCAAAGACUUAGAUGAUAAUAUUAAUGAUAGAAUACAGAAGUAUAUAUUGAUGAAAAAUGAAUAUGAAAAAAUGUUCAAGAGUAUUAAAGGUAGAACGAAAUUAAUAAAUAAUAUAAUAAAUGAUAUUGAUAAAAAGACUGAAAAGAAUCAAGAUGUUUUAAUAAAUUUAUGUAAAGAUAUUAAAAAAUUAGAUACAGGAAAACAAAAUGUAACACAAACUAUAAUAUUAUUAAAACGUAUAGUUAUACUUAUAACAGCCAUUAGCAAAUUAAAAAAAAAAGCUAUAAAAAGAGAAUAUAAAGAUUGUAUUUAUUUAAUACAUGUUAUAAAAGAAAUGUUAACACAUUUUUCAGAUUUAAAAACAAAUCACAAAUUACAAAAUCUUUAUCAUGAAACAAAGAUAUUAUUUAAAGAUUUAAAAAGUCAAAUUAAGGAGGAUAUAGAUUUGAUAUAUGAUCCUCACAUAUUAAUAGAAAAAAAUGAGAUCAUCUUGAAUGAUCACCUGAUACCCAUACAGAAGCAUAAUCAAGAUAAUGAUAAUAAUAGCACCAACAGGACAGGAAAUGACAAUAAUAAUAAUGAUCAUAAUGAUAAUAAUAACACCAAUAGGACAGGAAAUGACAAUAAUAAUAAUGAUCAUAAUGAUAAUAAUAACACCAACAGGACAGGAAAUGACAAUAAUAAUAAUAAUAAUCAUAAUAAUCAUCAUAAUUAUAUUCGAAUCAACCUAUUCGAUGCAUGCAAUUGCCUAUAUUAUUUAAAUUCUUCAUUCAUAAAAAUGGUCUCUAAGAAAUUCACAAACUUUUUUUUAGAAAAAUUUAUUUUAAUAUUUGAAAAUCAGGCAAAUACAUUAGAUAGUAUAGAUAGAAGAAUAUCAUGGAUAAAGAGAGCUCUAAAUAAUUAUGAUAAUGUAUACUCUCAUAUAUUCCCUUCAGUGUAUAACAUACGAUUCCAUAUAGUAACUAAGUUUUGUUUAAUAACCCAAAAACACGUUCUCAAAAUUAUGUCUUCUACAAUAGAACACACAAACAAUCCAAGCGACUUAAUAAAAACGGUCAUCAAUGUCAUCAAUUUUGAAAACUUCUUAAACAAAAAUAUUAAAUAUUAUUCAACUAGUCAAAUAUCAACAUGUCCAGAUUAUUCAUCUUUAGAUUUCCCUUUCCCCGAAUUGUUGUUACAAAAAAGGGUACCAAAAAAAAACAAAACAAAUAUUAAUGCGGAUAAAUCCUCCUUAGAAAAUAAAAAUUGUAUUAAUAACGAGGAGGAUCAAAACGAAUUAAACAUAAGUAUAGAUAAUCCUAAUGAACCAAGUGAAGAAGCUGAAUCUUUUUACCAAAAAAAAAACACUAAAUUAAUACAUAAAGAUUUAAAUAUGGAAAGUGUUAUAUCUGAAAAGCAAGAUAAGAAUAUAAUAUUUACCCAUAACAACAACAAUAAUAAUAAUAAUAACAACAAUAAUAAUAAUAAUAACAAUAAUAAUAAUAAUAAUAAUAAUAAUAAUAAUAAUAAUAAUAACGUGAACAGUUGUGAAAAUGUUACAAACUUUAAAGGUGCUAUCUCUUGUUCAUUUGAUAGCUUUCUAUGUAAUUGGCUUAAACAUGAAGAAAAAAAAAUAUUAAAUAAGUUUGAGAAUAUUAUAAAAGAAAACAAAGAAGAUUAUAUAAGUCAUAUAAAAAAAUAUAAAUCUAUUAAAGACAUUGGAAAUAUCGAUUUUACUAAUUUUGACAUAAAUGAAAUUAAUAAUAUAAAUGUACAUAAAAGUUAUAAUACUUAUUACAAUUCAGAUAUAAAAAUAAUUGAUGAUAAUAUUUAUAAUGAUGAUGAUAAUAAUAUAUAUAAAUCGUCCUAUUCUAUUUUUCAUUUAUAUAAAAACUAUAUUAAUAUGAUACUUUUAUUUAGCAAUUGUCAAACUUUAUAUGAUUUUAUUCUUUUUUUUAAAACAUUAUUAUCUAAAUAUUCGGAGGAACUAAAUAAUAGAAUUAUUAAGAAAGUUGAAGAACCACAAGAAAUCGAACAUAUGAAAUUAUUAUCUAUAUUAAUUAAUACAUGUUCAUAUAUAAAUUUUAAUAUUAAUGAAGCUUAUGAACAAUUAAAAAAGAAUAUGGAUCCUUCUUAUUUUAUAUAUAUAUCUUUUAAAGAUGAAGAAAAAUAUUUCUUAAAUAUAAAAACAAAAUCUAUAAAAAACAUUAUAUUAUAUAUAAAAGAGAAAAUAAAUAAAAUAAUAUCCAAUAUUACUAUAGUUAAUAUUUAUGAUAUAAAUAAUAUAUGUGAAAAAUCGAACUAUAUACAUAAUAUAAAAAAAUUCCUUUAUCAAUAUUUCCUUUUUUUUAAAAAUAUAUUUGAUAAUACAUGCUUAACAUAUCUAUUAGAAAAAACAACCACCUUAAUAAUUGAACAAUUUUAUGAUACUAUCUUUUCUUUUACAUAUAUAACAAAUAUAACAGCUCAACAACUCCUUCUCGAUUCUUAUGAAAUGCA